AUGGCACGCACGUCUCCACCGGGACGGGUCAUGACGGCCCUCGCACUGGCCACACCGGUGGAUCAAGCAGAAGCGACCUUCAUCCGGAAUAGUGAGAUCCUACGGUCCUUCAGGAUCCUCCGCUUGACGCGGAUCUGCCGCAUGGCCAAGCUGGUGAGGUUCUUCCCAGAGUUGCAAAUCCUUAUCAAGGCCAUGCUCACGGCGUUCCGCUCUGUCUUCUUUGCACUGGUCUUGCUACUGGCCUCGCAUUACAUGGUGGCCAUUGCCUACCACGUGACCCUCAAAGGCUCCGCGGUCGGCUCUGCAAGCUUCGACUCGGUGUUGGCAUCCAUGCAGACCAUUUUCAUCCAUUGCACUUUGCUCGAUGAAGUCAUCAAUUUGGUGGACCAGUUCACCGCCGAAGGCCUCUACGUCCACCUCGUGUGUCUCUUGGAUGAAGGCAUUUUUUAG
Durusdinium trenchii is the source of this 450-nucleotide messenger RNA. The record is from the annotation of a GenBank genome assembly. Lineage: Eukaryota; Dinophyceae; Suessiales; Symbiodiniaceae.